Xenopus laevis (African clawed frog) is the source of this 907-nucleotide messenger RNA. Its product is annotated as protein CutA homolog. The transcript has 2 exons. The record is from RefSeq and is a predicted model, not a curated record. Lineage: Eukaryota; Metazoa; Chordata; Amphibia; Anura; Pipidae. The coding region runs from base 545 to 790 and encodes 81 amino acids.
UCAAGCCUCUCACGCCUAGCUGGUAGAUGGGGGGUGGAUUCCUUGCGUCCCAUUGGCAGCUAAAUCUCUCAAAUCCCAAAUGUCCCAAAUAUCAGUGAACCGAUCCAUAGUAUUAGAUAGCAUUGCAAUACCUGCUUCGAAGGCUCUAUUUGCAUUAAUUCUAGUCACUAUCUCAGAUAGAGUCGGUGGCAUAGAGUUCUUCCAGUGCGAAGAUAUGGCUAGGCGGGUUGCAGUCAGAAUUUGAUUAACCAAGGCUUGACCACAUUUACACAGCCGUGGUAUAGGUUUACCUAACAGCAAGAUGAUGGGGUCCAUCGGUAUUGGACUAUGUAGUAUACGGCCCAAAAGUUGAGAGAUUUCAGUCCACAAUGGUUGGAUUACUGGGCAAUCCCAAAAAAUGUGGAGCAUGGUGCCCCGAGCUCCACAAUUCCUCCAACAUAGGGGUGAAUGUUGUGGAAACAAUUUGUGCAAUCUGUCGGGGGUGUAGUACCAACAGGUCAAAAUCUUAUAGAUGUGUUCCUUCUGUCUCAUGUGAGCUUUUUCCAUGGCAUCUGACAGUUAUGUAUCAGGUUCUCUUUCUGCAGCCUAUGUUACCUGUCCUAAUGACACAGUGGCCAAAGACAUUGGCCAGUAUGUAUCAGACUGGUUAAUAUAUAAUAAAAUAACUUUUCUGUUUACGAACUUUCUUUUGUCUGUGCAUUCUUAUGAAGUCUGUGAGGUCCUCAGCCUCCCAAUAGAGCAGGGGAACCCUCCAUACCUGAAAUGGGUUGGGGAUAUUGUUCCAAAAUAAUAUGUUCUGUGCCUUGUUUUGCAGUGGUCUUCCUUUUACUUUUAAAAUGUUGUUGUAAGUAUUUUUGUUGCAUAAAGUGAACGUGCAUACUUGUGAUCAAUAAGGUUACAACUAAUU